CAGAGUGCUUCACACACUGAUUAACAUUCCCAACUAAACGUUGCGACCAUUCAGUCUGUCAUACAAUCUGGUCUGUAUGAUUUAAACUCUUAAUGCCAGCAGAAUGAAGAUUGAUAUUCAUAAUCAUAUUUUGCCAAAGGAAUGGCCCGACCUCAAAGAGAGAUAUGGAUAUGAUGGGUUUGUUCAACUCCACCAUCACUGCCAAGGAGAAGCAAAAAUGCUGAAGGAUGGAAAAGUGUUCCGUGUGAUCCAGGAGAAUUGCUGGGAUGCUGAUGCCCGAAUUCGGGAUAUGGAUAGGCAUGGAGUGACUGUACAAGCCCUCUCCACUGUGCCUGUAAUGUUCAGCUAUUGGGCAAAACCCCAUGACACACUAGAUCUGUGUAAAAUUCUGAAUGAUGAUCUGGCUGCUACAGUGAAGCGAUAUCCGAAGCGUUUUGUUGGGCUAGGUACUCUGCCUAUGCAGGCCCCUGAUCUGGCAGUACAAGAGAUGAGACGGUGUGUCAAAGAGCUGGGCUUCCCUGGUGUGCAAAUCGGCUCUCAUAUAAACACAUGGGACCUUAAUGCCCCAGAGCUGUAUCAUGUCUAUGCUGCAGCUGAGGAACUCAACUGCUCGAUAUUUGUACAUCCAUGGGACAUGCAGACAGAUGGGAGAAUGGCUAAAUACUGGCUGCCUUGGUUAGUUGGUAUGCCAUCAGAAACUACAAUGGCAAUGUGUUCUAUGAUUUUUGGUGGCGUUUUUGAAAGAUUUCCCAAACUUAAGGUCUGCUUUGCUCAUGGAGGCGGUGCUUUUCCAUACACCAUUGGUCGAAUCGAGCAUGGGUUUAAAGUGCGGCCCGAUCUUUGUGCAGUAGAUAACAAGAUCAACCCACGUAAAUACUUAGGAUCUUUCUAUACUGAUUCUCUUGUGCAUGACCCACUCUCUCUGAAGUUACUUAUAGAGGUUAUUGGAAAGAAUAAAGUGAUGUUAGGCACCGAUUAUCCAUUUCCACUUGGGGAACUGGAGUCAGGAGCCUUGAUUGAAUCUAUGGAUGAGUUUGAUAGUUCUCUUAAGGAUAAACUGCUUGCUGGGAAUGCAUUGGAAUUUUUAGGACUAUCAAGAAAACAGUUUGAGUGAAUCUGAGUGUAUUGAUGAGAAAUGAUUAUAUUACCAGAUAGAUGGAUUAUUAUUUGUUUUCAUUUGUUUAUUGAUGUAUCUUUAUUUUUUGCAACAUUCUGUAAAUUGUUUCAAAUUUGUUUACAGAUUUUAUCCUUAAAAAUACUAAUUGAUUACUCUUUUGUGAUACUGUUAUUCUAUUAAAUAUUUUCCUGUUAAAUCUUUUUGGUGCUGAAAAGUUUCCAACCUUAAAAAGUAGCCUACUUUUUCAACUUUUAAUUUACUUACAAGAAAGACAUUUAGAAAUUCUCCAAAAUUGCUUGGAUUUACACUGACCACAGAAAUAUAAGCUAUAAUUUAUAAUUGCAUAUUUGUAUAGUUGUAGUUUGUGUUGAUGUCAAAAUACAAUUGUAAAUGAUAACAAUAGCAUUUUAAUAAAGUUAUAUUCUCACACAUA
Molecule: messenger RNA, 1550 nt
Organism: Misgurnus anguillicaudatus (oriental weatherfish)
Lineage: Eukaryota; Metazoa; Chordata; Actinopteri; Cypriniformes; Cobitidae
Gene: acmsd
Product: aminocarboxymuconate semialdehyde decarboxylase
Biological process (GO): secondary metabolic process
Cellular component (GO): cytosol; cytoplasm
Molecular function (GO): carboxy-lyase activity; hydrolase activity
Source: RefSeq, a predicted model, not a curated record